Molecule: messenger RNA, 324 nt
Organism: Staurois parvus
Lineage: Eukaryota; Metazoa; Chordata; Amphibia; Anura; Ranidae
Source: the annotation of a GenBank genome assembly
GCCCAUGCUGAAUAAGAAGAAGACUAUGGGGACUCUGUACUCUGGAGUGAUGAGACCAAGAUAAAUAUUUUUGGAACUGAUGUCUUCAAAACUGUAUGGCCUCACAAAGGUGAGGAGUACAAAGGAAAAUGCAUGGUGCCUACAUUGAAACAUGGUGGUGGCCAUGUCCUUCUUUGAGGCUGCAUGAGUGCUACUGGUGUCGGGGAGCUGCAUUUCAUUGAUGGUAUCAUGCAUUUACAGAUGUACUGCUCUAAAAUGAAAGAGAAGUUUUCCAACAUGACAAUGAUCCAAAAUACACAUCUAAGGCCACUGCUGCAUUUCUGA